This is a messenger RNA of Pseudomyrmex gracilis, 11238 nucleotides long. It is a transcript of the gene unc80, whose product is annotated as protein unc-80 homolog. Gene Ontology annotation, cellular component: cation channel complex; axon. The transcript has 50 exons. The coding region runs from base 801 to 11063 and encodes 3420 amino acids. Lineage: Eukaryota; Metazoa; Arthropoda; Insecta; Hymenoptera; Formicidae. Gene Ontology annotation, biological process: monoatomic cation homeostasis. The record is from RefSeq and is a predicted model, not a curated record. Gene Ontology annotation, molecular function: monoatomic cation channel activity.
GCGCGGACGAUUGUGCUCCGAGCGAAUUGUCCGCGCCAACGAAAAGUAAGAAUUGUUCGCUCGGGGAUAGAGAUAAUUUCGAAAAAACGUCCGGUCGGAAUUCGGACAGGUCCGAGGAUUCUGUCAAGAUUUUUCGCAAAAAUACGACUGUCCGCGCUUUCUCUGACAAGCCCGGAAAAAUGGGAGGACUCGCGAACGAUUCGGCGAGAAAAAUAGCGCGACAAAUUAUUUACAAGAACGUAUCGUCGAGAAAUCAUCUCAGCGACAAUGACGAAGAAAACAUCGCGGAUGUUAGGCGAAUUUAUUGGCGAAUUCUCGAGAAUAGCUCGAACAUGGAUUGGGACGGUUUUCGGGAACUGGUCGAAACUCUUCACCCGCGUCAAAGAGAGUUGUGGCGCGACAUAUGUCGAACAAUCGACGAGGAAGCGAAUAGAGCGUCCGUCGACGGGAACACGGAAGUUUGUAUAGAGAUCAGUCCGGUAGAUCGUGAAGAGUCUCCGGAGACGAGCGGAGUAAUGGCACGAACGUGGGAGAUCGUGUUCGAGUUGGAUAUGACGUUGAAGGACGUCGAGGGUUUUCUUAACAAAAGACUGCGGCCCGCCGAAGAGCGUCUUGACACACAUAAGGAUGCCGACGAAGAUAUUGCGAGUCGGAACGAUGGCGGGCGAGGGACGACGAUUUCGAAGCGGGCUAGCUAAUUGCGUCCUGGCCUUAUUUAAGGGCCAUUUAUUCGAGCUAAGCUAGGAAAACUCCACGAUACAUCUUGCACGUUCUGUCUACCAUCCAGUCAUCAUGCUGAAAUGAAGGAAGCGUGCUCGUGCCUUGAGAAGGUCUUAGUGCAAAAUCUUCACAACGAUCUGACACCCUCGUUAAGCGAGAUAUUGGGCAACGUGCCACGUUGGCGUUUGAUUCAAGCCGCUCUUCCUUACGUUCUCCAUGCUACUGCCAGCCUCUUGCACAAUAGGAAGGAUUUUCGGAACCUCGGUUGGAUGGAAACGACUCUGCUUUACAUUCUUCAUUGGAUACUCCUAGAUUCGGCAGAAGAAUGCGCAGAAAACGAAGCCGAUUCGCCAAAUCCUUUUUACUACUUAUUUCCAUUACCUACCAUGACACUCUUUGUCUAUCUGUUCGCACCCCUAUGCAAUCAUUUAAAGGACAUCGGUUUCAAUGCGAGUUUUCGGUUAGAGAACGGCCUAAAAAUAUGGUCCGCCAUGAACGAGUACCGACAUCCGGAUGCACUUUGCUUCACGGCGCACUGUCGCGCCAAGCCGCGCAUUUAUUGGAGCCAAUCCUUCAAAUCCACCAAGCAGCAUUUGUUGUCAGAUGACGUUUUUGUUGGAGGAAAUAUCGAGAGUCCACCGAGUCAAUCGUUUUCGGAUCAAAGUGCUCCGGCUUCGAAGGGAAGCGACGAUGACAGUACACGGCUGUCAUCACCGAAGGAGACGGUCCAUUCCAGUCACAUCCCGGAAACGAUUCCCGAGGAGAGCUCCGGCGCGGAGGAUGAGCAUGUAGUAAUAUUCAGGUUACCAUCUUUGAGCGAGUCGGAGAGGACGCUUGACGGGGUAAAAGAAGUUUCCACCAUAUUCGCAGGUGAGGCCAGCAUCUUUCAUGUCGCGAUGGGCAGGACGACCUGCAGCCCCUCGAGGCUGACGAUCGAACAGAUCACCGCGGUCACAGGACUGGACACUUGCAAGCCGUUUAACGGGCAGGUUGCGAGAACCGGAGGCACGGACAAGGAGAGGGAAGAGAAAGCUUCUAAGCCGGAGAAGGAAGCGUCGCAGGAGACGUCGAAGACCCACGGCAGUUUGUCAAGCCAACGUCAGGCUGGUGACACGGAGCACGGUUCCACGAGCAUCGAUCCGGACGUUCGCGCGGCAACUUUCCUGGACGUAGCCACUCUGAGAUGUUUGUUCGUACCUCAAUGGCAGGAAGAAGGCGUCUUCUGGGCUCUUCAAUUUUUGUAUCAUCGGCUACGAAGGAUCAACGAGGAAAGCUUGGUGCAGCAGAUGCCACGUCGUCGUAGCAACUCUCUGCCCAUACCGAAAAUCGAGGUCUCGAUUUAUCAGAGCCCCGAGAGCAAAAAGAAGGAUGUGCUGAAGGAUUUCAUAGAAGUGCCCGAAGUGCGUGACGUCUCUUCGUCGACGGAAUCGCACGACGCGCACAAAGGUCCCGAUAGCGAAUCAAGCCAUACAAGACGCGCCAGCGAAAAGUCGAAAAAGAAGAAGAAGAUGGCUGAUCUCAGAGCUUUCGUAGAGACGAAAAUACUCUCGAAGUCAGAGAGGGCACUUGAGAAAAUCGAUCAGGAAGAGCCUAAAAUGAUGUUAGACCAGGAAUGUCGAAGAAGUCUCGAUACUGGAGACGAUUACCUAGUACCGAGACCGACCUCGGCCAGCUCAAAGAUUUUCGAAGCAAAGGACGUUGACCACAUGAAGCAUCCCACAAAUUUGAUCAAAGGGACGAGUAUGCCAAGUUUAAGCUGCUUGAUUAACGAGCUGACCGCGGGAGGUUCGUACGUCGGCGACACGCGUGUCGAGAGGAAACAGAGUCGGUUUUAUAGCCACUCUUCCGCACCGAACCCCAUCAUCACCGUCACGGAACACACGCCAACUCCAUCUCCCGAUUAUAUGAAACGACAGGGAUCUAUCGAUAGUCAGUUAGAUGCAAUUAGUUGUCAAGGCGGUCGUUUGUAUUCCGAAAGAAAGCCCAGUCUCACAAGAUCUCAAACAGAUUCCAACAUCACGUACAUGAGCGAUGAAGUGCCAGAAGCUCCGGGCUCGUCGUGUUACAUCACCAAAGAAGGCGAUGUUGAUCUUCAAGUCGUUCUGAAGGCGAUACACUUCAUUGCUUUGCGAGAUAACACCACGUGUACGCCGCGAGUCUGUGAGGUUAUUCUGAAUCUGAUGGAGCUCUUGAUGGACAUGGGCGUGAUGAAGCAUUGCCUUCGGGAAGAAGCCGGCAGUAACGCAGGGUCUGGUACGGGAAUCGACAAUAAAUCCGAGACGGGGAAGAAACAGGAUUCGCCGACGAAUCAGGAUCGCAGGCACGAUUCGAUCGAAAAGGGCAAACCGACCGCUCACAAUCUUCUCAUGAACUGCGUGGUCAGAGUGCUGAAGCAUCUGGGUUGUCCGCACGGUUGCUUGGACGGAGUCCGCGGGCCCCAGGCCGACAUCUGUCGCUCCCAGAGUCAGACCAUCUUGACCAAGUUGCACCGUGCGAGUUCCCGGCAGUUCUCGCGAUUCUUGCGAACGAUGAUGCGAGAACAACCGCUGCAGGAAAUCAUGGACUUUUUUCACGCGUACGUCGGAUACUGCGUCGACCCGAGUUCGCUGUUGUCGCCGCUCAAUCAGAAGCGAAUAUCGAACAAAUCGCCUGACGUGGCCUCCCAGAGCGGAUACGCGACGAACUUCGGCGCCGGCAUAAUCGGUUCCGGAGCCGGAACAGGUGGCGGAACUGCCGUCGCAACGUCGGGCGGUUUCGCCAGCGGUUACGGGAUGCGCGGUAUCGAGGGGCAGAUCGUAGCUUGCGUUCUGAAGGUCUUGGUCACGCGCCUGGCCGCCAAUCAGAAGCAGCUGAAGGCGCAGGAAAACAUUUGUCUUUACUGCGACGUGCGGCAACUGAUGACUUACGUUAAGGAGGCGCACGGCGGCACCUUUCGGCGCGUUAUUCUCAGCGGUAUCCUCGACUCCGCGGAUCGACCGAACAAACGGUGUAACAGCAACGUACAAACAACACGUGUCAUAAGACAUAUCCAUCAGUCGGAUUUAGAGGAACACGGGGACAUCGGGGGAGACACAUGUUACACGGUCGACGAUCGAGGCACGCGGAAGUUUCUCUUUAAAAAGAGAAGCACGUCGUCCACUUGCGCUGCGGGAUCCAAUUUGCAGAGCCUCCUCGAGACGGAACUGAGCGAAGAUAACACAAAAGUCAGUCAGAGUCCGUUAGGUAAUAUACGUAAGAAGCACGUGCUAACACCUAGGCAGAGCGAACGUAAUUUAGGUAUUAGCGAGCUCUCGCUGGGAUCGGGAAGAACGCGGAGGCCGACUAGAUUUCAAAUCGGUGGUCUCGUUAAUUGGUUCCGGAAGGACUACAGCCGAACCGAUUCGACCGAUAGCCAUGAAAGUAGCGAGUCGCCCACAGACUGUAGCUUUGUUAGGCAGCCGAGUUUCCACAGUUACGCUCUCCAUCGCAGCUCGUCGCGAAGCGGUCGCGGGGUUGGUUUAACUCUGCAGAAAGCGAAACGUCGAAUGGAGGACCAGUUGACCAAGAUCGGUAUCGGGAAGAGUAAAAAGAAAGAAAGCAUGGAAGAGGCGCCUGGAAGUUAUUUCAGUCGGAGAAAUUCUGUGGAACUCGGCGAGACUUGCAGGGAGUCCGAGUUUGUGGUCUUGAAAGAAAGGAGAUUGGUACCUCGUACCGCGGUGUUCGACGGAAUGUUACGAUUUUCCUUCCUUUUAGAAACCUGCCAGCCAGGCUCCAUUCCCGAUUCACAUCUGAUGGCGUCGCUUUUGGAUCUCCCGUACGCGCCGGUGGUGUCUCGCGCUUGCAUGAUACUCGAGUGCGCGCAUUUGGUGCACCAGUGCAACCGCGGCCAUUGGCCAACGUGGAUGAAGCACAACUUUCCUAUGUUCCGACCGUCUGUGCCAAUUAAUAACCGGAGCUCCUCUACCGCGCUCAGGCGUGUUCAUAUUUUACAGCGCACCGCGGGAAAAUUAUUUUAUCAAUGGGCAGAGGCAAUAGGAGCGCGCCUGGAAGAGUUCCUAGCAGAGGACAAAGUAAAUAUAGAUCAGGUCACGAGCAUAGUGUCCGACGAGAGCAAGCAGAGAGAUUUAGUUCUAGAAGACGAGGAGGAGGACUUUCUUGAUGACGCUAGCAUAAAUGGUUACGGAUCUCAGUGCCCUUUCGCUCUGCGUCUCGUCGCUUGUAUCUUGCUGCUGGAAGUGACGGCGUUUUUGAGAGAGACUUAUCAAACCUUACCAAAGGCGAGUAAGUUGUUAACGAAGGAACGUCCACCUCCCUGGGAGAGAAUGUACAGUCGGGAAGCGAAUCGGCGCUGGAGCGUGGCCUUAUCGUCCAUGGGUCAUUCGCAAACGUCCGCGCAGAGUCUUCAGUCCAUAGCUGGCGAUCGUGACAUUGUCGCGGAGCGUAAAAUUAGUUUCGUCCUCUACGAGCCCGACAACGAGUCGGAGGGAAGCAGUAAAUCGACAGUUACGAUACAAGGAGAGGAAAUGCAAAACAUCGAAAAGGAGAAGGUAAAGAGAGUGCAAGCACCUCAAGGUAGACCGUUUCUCCUUCGUCGUAGCACCGCCGGAACUGGCUCGUUUAAAAAGAGGAGUCUCAAGCUUCGUCGCAAUACUAAAGAGGGCAAGGACACGGAGUGCGAGGCAUAUACUGUGAAACGCGCGGAUUCGAUACAAUCCAAGAGGAAGGUGAGUUCGUUCUCGGACAGAAGCGACACGUCCGAGCCCGGUGUUGGCGGCGAGGUCAGUGGCGAGGAAUCGCCGGGUAUUCUCAGCGACGACCAGCCACCGGAAAGUCCGAGCGACAGCAACGAAACCGACGAAACCAACAAGAAUUUUCCGUGGAUGAAGGUGCUCGCGCACUUCACCAAUUCCUUCAACUUCUUCUGCUCCCAUCAGAAUUUCUGUCAUCCCUUCUGCCAUCGGCGACAGAUGCGCGCUUGCAGCAGGCUGAUAAAAUCCGUGAGAAAGAUCUACGGCGAGGAAUUCGGUAUACUGAACGGCUCGGGUUUGUUCGAGGUCGGUACGCACAAGAGAGAAGACAGCAAGAAGGACAAACGUAGCCGUAAGGUGUCGGAUCAGACCAGCACGCAGGUGUCGCCUGUCCGAAGAAAAGACAGCGUGGGCCGCAAAUACAAGAUAGACAAAAAUCUGGACGGUUCCCAAACCGGCCGGUUAGCGCACAGAGAUUCGUCGAAAGAUCUCGCGGAGCAGGACUCCGAACGAGGCAAGGAGUUCUCGAAGAAAUCGAAGUGCGACAUCGAGGAGAGCAAGGAGUCACCGCCGCCGAUUUUAAAGUACAUAAAAACUCAGGUGAAGGACGCUUUUCACGCGCCUCUGGCCACACUGAUCAAGGGUGCGGUUGUCAUGCCGGAGGAGAUGUUCGUGGAAGUGUUGCCGGUCGCGUGGGAACUCUUACUGGAGUCGAAUCAGGAAGUCGCGGCGUCGGCCGCGGCGCUCUUCAUAAUAUCGGCCGUUCGCGCGCCGAAUCAGGCCAGCGAUCUGAUGCACAAGAGCCUACAGCACAGCAACACCAGCGUGCGCAUUAACGCCAUCCUGCGAUUUCAAGUCCUGUGGAAAUUGCGAUAUCAGGUGUGGCCGCGUAUGGAAGAAGCGGCUCACUUGACCUUCAAAGUGCCUCCGCCGGGAAUAGAAUUCACUCUGCCGUCGCCAAAGAUCGGAAUAGAAUCCCUGCCUGUGGUCGAUCCGCCGUGGAUGCCGCAGGUGAAGACCAAAGUGGAAGAAGUCACCAUCGAUCACGAACGUCAUAGAUCUUUGGUAACCGCGACGAAAACGCGGAAGAAGCAACAAACGGAGCUGAUAAAAAAAGCUCUUCAGGCGCAGGAUGACAAGAGGCGAGAGGAGAGAGAAAAUUUUCUCAUUACAACGAUACCAAUCACCGUCCAGGCUGCUUAUGAGCCCAGUCCAGUAGGAGAUGAUCAUGAUGAAGGUAACGCGGGAGAUGAAGAAGGUGAAACUAUUCCGAGAAAUAUGUUACAUCAUGGCCAAUCAGCUCUCUCGUUAUUUCCUUCAUCGCUGUGUUCAGCGAUCGUUCAGAUUAUUAAUCUUCUGGACGAUCCAGCAGUCUCUGAUGAUGGAAACGCCGUCUAUGAAGUGGCAUAUCAGGUGAUCUGGAAUUGCCUGGUGGAAGACAGCGCUUUGUUUCUUCGAUAUGUGUUGGAGCGCCUCACGAGGGAGAAGCAAGAGUUAAUGUUUAAGAUUUUAAGACACCUCAUUAGAUUUGUGCCGAGGUUACCGCAGCAGGCUGCGUUUGCGUUGUACAAUUAUAUCAUUGGAUACGUUAUGUUUUACGUGCGUUCUCCGCACGAAGAAGGUCAGAAGUUGAUCGGAACAGCGCUGUCUAUCUUAUGGAUGGUGGUGCACAGUGUACACGGCAUUAUGUUCAAAGACCUAAAACAGAUUCUGCGGAAAGAGCAAUGCGAUGCGUCAAUUUUGCUCACGGCGAACGUUCCAGCCGCGAAGAAGAUCAUCGUUCACGGCCCGCAGGAUCCUGACGCCGGAGAAAUUCCCUCGCAAUUCCCGGUUCAGGAAGACACGCAGUUUUAUCAGAUACUACGAGAGUCGUUGGAUUUUUUCGGUAUCGAGGAAUCGAAACAUCACGAGUACUUUCUCGUCGAUUACAAGACGCAUCAAAUACACAACCCGUCGUCGUACGUCAGAGACUUCUAUUUCUUCAAGAGAUCCCAGUUCCCGCAAAUUGAGCUCGUCCACAUGAAGCCGGAGGACGCGUUCAACGCGCUUCAACGACAGGAAUUGAUGCACAAGUUCGUAGAAAUAGGAAAAGUUCUGUUGACCUGGGCCAUCUUGAAGAAUGUCGACAUGGUGGUGCAGAGAGUUGUGUUUCUUCACGAGGAGCUCAUGAAGCUGCCGUCCUUCCCGCGAAAAGCGCUGGAAGCGGACUUGGAUCUGUACAAAGGUGGCGAAAUUGGAAGAGAGCUUCUUGGUCUGGAUGUGAUGCACAAGUUCAUGUGGGUCAGACUGAUCGCGCGAAUGUUCGAGGCAAUGGCCGGGAAUUUCGCGUAUUCCGGCGACAUUCACCUCUUUCUGAACGUCCUAAAUGGCGCCGUUAUUCUUCACAGCGAGGACAGUUGUAUUCUGCGUUACGUCGUGGCGACCUACAUAAACGCAGCGCACAAUUUCAAAAAUAUUUUUUCAACGAACGGUUACUUGCUGAUCAUGCCAACAUUGUUGCAACUGUAUUCGACGCAUCAGACAAACAAACUCGUGAAGACCACUGUUGAAUACGCCGUCAAGCAGUUUUAUCUAAUGAACCGCAAACCCUUUAUUCUUCAGAUGUUUGGCAGUGUAUCCACCAUACUGGACACGGAUGAGACAAGUGUUCAUGGCGAGGCUCAUAAGGUUCCCUCCACGUGCCUGUUCAAUUUGUUGUUAAGUCUGGAAACUCCGUCGCCAGAUCCACUCAAUAUAGGAGAGUUGGUGAAGGAAGAGAAGCCUUUGAAAGCGAUAGAUUUCUGUUAUCACGAUGAGGACGAAAUGGUCAACGUGCUCGAUUGCAUAUCUCUGUGCGUGAUGGUGAUAGCUUAUGCGCCCGAUUCUCUCAGAGGUCAGCAAAUGUUGAUAAUAUUGGAAGCGAUACUGCCAUGUUACAUUCAGCAGAUUCAAUUGCCCACGUAUAACAGAGAAGGAAAAACGGAGAAGGAGAUAAUAAAUCAAUUGGCCAUCGCUGUAAAGACGUUGGUUAACAACUCCGAAGCAUUGGGAAAAUUAUACAAUGGUCCGCAAAAGUCCAGUCCGGAGCACAAGGGCUCCAGUCAGAAGAAUUACGGCAAAGGUCCGUACUCACCGGGUUUCGAUUUCGACGACGACGCACACACGACGAAAUACAUAAAUCGCACUUCUUACGAUCGGGACGAGGACGCGGAGAAUUUUCACAAAAACGAAUUCAGACGGCCUCGCGACACCCUGUUGAACAUGGUUGGUGAUUUCGUGGCGCGUUGCUCCACUCGCCUGAUAGAACUCAACAAGAAGUCCCAGGACGGGAAAACCAUCGAGUUGUUGGACUCGAAAUGCCACGUGCGACUAGCCGAUAUCGCUCACAGUCUUCUGAAAAUCUCCCCGUACGAUCCGAGUACAAUGGCCUGCCGGGGAUUGCGAAGAUACAUGAACGACAUUCUACCCUCGACCGAGUGGACGGCUGAUGACAUGCGACCGGCGCUAACGCUCAUCCUCAGAAGAUUGGACAAAACCUUCAGCAAAAUUCACAAAAAAGCAUCGAUCAGAAGGAAUACCGAUUGGACCGCCGCCAGCGAUCUUCUGAAAGGGGUUUACGAAACCAUGUCGAGGUGUCCGUACAUCGCGCACUUCCAGUAUCUGAAGACACUGUUGAAUACUUGUCAGUCUUUGAUUGUUGGAGACACCCCGCCCGAAGACGUAACGUCAGCUUCCGCGGCCGCUUUGAUGAGCAAAAUACCGCCUUCGUACUUUUGUUCGACGGUGUUACGUCUGAUAGCUUUGCACGUGAUAUCCAUCGGCGAGGGAUACUCUCUGGAGAACGUUCUCGGUGGUCAGAACAUGUUCGCCACGCAGGCUCGCACGCAGAACACGCUGUUGCACUUACUGAUACCGUUAUUUCUGCGUGUUGGAACUGGCAGAAAAGAUGUGCCGAAACUGAGGCAAUCGGACAUCAGUUUUGCUCUAACGGCGGUACUGAACACGCUGUGGCCACCGGGUGCGAAAGCGAUGCAAUCAACGAUACAAAAACAACCGACGGAUAUGAGAGCCGGUAGUCUGACGUUUGCCGCGAGAGACACGAAGAUUUCAACAAGAACAUCGUUAACGUUAUAUCAAGUCGCAUUUUUGGCGCUUAAAAUCAUGACGAUAUGUUUCGAGACCGAGCUGAAGACGGAAUGGCCGAGAAUCUUACGCACAAUGCGUCUCCUGAACAAGCGCAACGAAGCUUCCAUUUAUCUCUGGAAUUUCAUCGAGUUCGUAGUGACGCAUCGCACCGCACUGUACAUUCAAAUGUUUCCAUUCAUCGUUUACAAGAUCAGGCAGGCGCCGAUAUCCGAGCACGAGCGAAACAUGCACACUAUCAUACGGGAAAAGAUCAACGGCAGAAGCACCACCGUGCCGAAAUCGCGGGGCGCGCUACUUAUGGAUCUCAUUCACGAGCUGAAGAAUCUCAAGGAGGAAAUUGAAGACAAAAGGCUCGACGAGAUGCAAGCGGAACCCAAGAGAAGCGUCGCGGACAUGCAUUCGAUCGAGGGCCAACCACGUACUCAGAGGCCGUCUCUGUUGAUGGAUCUUCUGACGGGCGACCUGGGAUCUAGAGCUCACAUAAAUCGUACGCCCGCUGAUACUCCGGUGUCUCAUUCCACAGUGCCUCAAUCGCAUUCUCAUUCGACUCAUCAAUCCAUCUCGAGUAGCACAGUUAAAACAACGCAAUCCAGUCAAGUAACAGCCCCGCCGAACGGUAUUCACGCUCGCGGGUCUGUGUCAAGUACCAGCGCGGGGUCCACGUUGCGGGAAGCGAGCGAGACCGCCGGGGAAUCCUGCGCGGAACAGCCGCCACCGACGUCAACAGGGAACGGAGGAGACACGGUGACGAGCCAGCAAAGUCCGAGCAGUCCGACCGAGGACAGUUCCGGAGAAUUACGUACCGACAGGCAUCGCUUGCAACAUACUUUGGGUCAAAGCAAGAGAACUUUUCGCUUCAGAAGGAGUCGAAAGAGUCACAUUGAGAUAAGUGAAACAAUGCCGGAACAGCCGGACGUAGAUCCUGGGGAACAAUCAACGAGUCACCUUUUACUGCAGACACCGUCGACGUCAGCGAUGGAUCCGUCGUACAUCCCUUCCGAUUCUUCGUCCGUCCGUUCCAGACGAAGUCUGUCCAUUCGCAGAUCAGACGGAGAUAAAAACAACUUUAACGUGCCAGUCGACCAGCAGCACCUUCACGAAACGACGCACCAGCACCAACAUUAUCAUCAUCACCUACACCAUCAUCUAUUGCACCCUACGCCCGAAGUGUCGGACGUGUCCUGGGACGAGGAUACGUCCAGUACUUCUGGAUAUCGCGAGUCGUACAGUAUGCAGCUCGUGUCCUUGGACAGUACCAAUGCGCGUUCGGCGCACGCGCCGCCGUUGGCGUCACCGGAUCUCAACGAUAUGCCAUCCACGAGCAGCACGACGACCAAUUACAUAGCCUUUGAUGGCAGUUCCCCGGAUUGUUCGAUCAACGGCAGCGGUGGCGAGAAAACCGCUCUGUUAAGUUCGAGCCCGAGAACGGCCUCCCAGCAUUCAUUGCUGGUGGUCUUUCCGAAAGAUCAGGACGAAGAUACGUUAAUAUAAAAAAGCACAAAAAUACCUUGACAUUUAUUGUCGAUUGAGACUGAUAACUUAAUAGAAUUAAUGAGGAUCAACAGCCUUACGGUAAUAGGAGAUUUAAAGAAACAAAAAAAAAAAAAGAAAAAAAGAAAAAAAGAAAAUAAUGUUUAAAGAAUAUCGGAGGGUUAUAAGGUCAUAA